This is a messenger RNA of Loxodonta africana (African savanna elephant), 6504 nucleotides long. RefSeq names its product F-box protein 48 (gene FBXO48). Lineage: Eukaryota; Metazoa; Chordata; Mammalia; Proboscidea; Elephantidae. Gene Ontology annotation, molecular function: protein binding. The record is from RefSeq and is a predicted model, not a curated record. Gene Ontology annotation, cellular component: SCF ubiquitin ligase complex. The coding region runs from base 643 to 1110 and encodes 155 amino acids. The transcript has 4 exons. Gene Ontology annotation, biological process: SCF-dependent proteasomal ubiquitin-dependent protein catabolic process.
GUUUCCGCCUUCCACAGACAAGCGCGGGACCUACUCAGGCCCCCAGAAAAACACGGGGGAGAGGACGGCAAAGACUCGGCGCUAAUAUCCCCCGUCUUCACAGGGCGGGGACCCCACCGCCACUUCUGCAGUCCUGCCUCUCAGCCUGGAUCAGUGACGUACUCGGGGAUUCCCCCACCACGCCGCCUUAAAAUUAAGGUUUAAAAGCCCGGGUUUGUCGUCCCCCCCACUCCUUCUCACCGCCCACCGGACUCCGAGGACGCCGGGCUUUGUAGUCUCUGGCCCGUCCUUCCGCUCCCUUCUGGAGGCGAACUGUCCCUGAAGAAACUACUAAUCCCAAAAGGCUGUGCGCGCUCCUCUCUGCGCCUGUGCGAAAUCCGAGCCAGGAAGGCGGGACCCAGAGUGGGCGGGACGCGAGGGACUAUGGGGAAAAUAUUCGAAUUCUGAAGGUUUUAAAUCGCAGGAGGAAAGGCCACCACUGUCCAGUAGUUAAGAAUUUUCAAAUCGCUUAUCCAGUGGACACUUUCAUACAAGAUUGGAUAUUCAAAGGAAUUCCUAAAGUUCCUAAGAUGCAUUGACCCAUCAUGUUACAACCAUCUAAGCAAGAUUACAUAUGAGGAGAAUUUAUUGAAACCUCAAACUAUGCAGAAACACUCCAAGAGGUACAGUAAUUCAAGAGUUGCUGACAUAGACUUGAACUCUGUGGACACUGAGGAGAAGAAAAAAGAGAGUCAAAACAACUUUGUUGAGCUACUGCCUCCGGAAGUCACUUUGAACAUUUUCCGCCGGCUAGACAUUCAGAGUCUGUGCAGGGCUUCAAUGGCGUGCAGGAGCUGGAAUGACGUGAUAAGAAACAGUGACUCCUUGUGGAAACCACACUGUUUGACUGUAAGAGCUGUGUGCCAAAGAGAAAUAGACGGUGAUCUAGAAAGCGGUUAUUCCUGGAGGGUCAUACUACUGAGGAAUUACCAGAAGAGUAAAGUGAAGCAUGAAUGGCUCAGUGGCAGAUAUAGCAAUAUAUGUUCUUCCAUUAGCCUGCCAGAGAAAAUCAUGUACCCGAUGGAUGCAGAUACGUGGGGGGAAAUUCUGGAAGCAGAACUGGAAAGAUAAACAAAUGGAAAAAUUGUAAACAUCUCGUAACCUUGAGAAUUUAAAACCAGAUGGCGAUGAGGUUACAAAAGGUAUACCUUUAUCCGUUCACUUUUUUGUUUACUUUUUUAUAUUUAACAUUUAAAAGAAAGCUAAGUGAAAAAUAGUAUGAAAGCUAAAGGUUUAUUUUUAUUUUUGCACUUUAUGAAAAACAUUUUUCUGGUUUUGUGAAGUAGAAAAAUCAUGAAAUGAUAUUUUUAUAAGAAAUACUUUACUGAAAGUAAUUUCAAAUGUAUUAUGUAAUGUGUUUGUGUACGUUUAUUAUAGUACUUUAAAUGACUAGAGUUUGAUGGGUAUUUUCUAGAUAAUUCAGAAAUUCAAGAAGCCAUUUGAAACUGACUUAGAGAUUCAUUAAGCAGUAGGCAUAACGAGGCUUAUGGGAAGACUAGCUAAAUAAAAUUAACACCAAUAUGUUUAAAUGAAUAAUAAACAUGCAUUUCCGUAACUUUUUAAAAAAUUCCAUUUCAGUGGCAUUCAACUGAAUUGUCAAAUAGUGAGACCACUUUAAAACAUGUUAAGCCUGUGAUUUCGUUUAAAGUUAAUUUUACCAUAGGACUAAAGCUUGUCAGGAUUAAGAUUCCUGUUACUUCCGUGCAAGCCUGCAGUUGCUCUCAGAGGCUGGAAAUGAGUGGAGUUUCCAGAACGCUUAACUUACCUGCAGAGCUACCACACUGUUUUUCUUGAUAAAAUCAUCUUUCUGACAACCUUAUAACAUUAUCUAGUGUACUGCUUAGACAUACCAAGACAAAGGACUUUCAGCUUCUUUUUGUUUGCACUAUGUAAAGGAAAAUAUUAUUCUAGAGAACGCUUAAUAUCUGACUUUGUUAAAGUUUGUAUCUUUCCAGGAUUUUUCAAUACAACCUUUGUGAUUGCUUAUCUCAAUCUACGGUCAGCACCAUAGUGAAAAGUAUCUGCAAAACAUUUAGCCAAUAUGUAGUUUUCUUCUUAACUUGUACUCUAUAGUAUGAAGAAAUAAGAAUCUAGGGGACCAGUAUUUAGUGAAUUCUCAAAGAUCAGGAAGAUACUCCACUACAGGCAUACCUCGGAAAUACUGCGGGUUCAGUUCCAGACCGCUGCAAUAAGGCAGAUAUUGCAAUAAAGCAAGUCAUGCAAAUUUUCUGAUUUCCCAGUGCAUAUAAAAGUUAUAUUUACACUAUACUGUAGUCUAUUAAGUGUGCAAUAGUAUUAUGUCUAAAAAAACAAAGUACAUAACUUAAUUAAAAACUAUUGCUAAAAAAUGCUAACCAUUGGAGCCUUCAGCAAGUUGUAAUCUUUUUUGCUGGUGGAGGGUCUUGCCCAACUGUUGAUGGCUGCUGAAGGUUGGGGUGGCUGUGGCAAUUUGUUAAAAGAAGACAGCAAUGAAGUUUGCUGCAUCAAUUGACUCUUCCUUUCAAGAAAGUUUUCUCUGUAACAUGCGAUGUUGUUUGAUAACAUUUUACCCACAGGAAAACUUCUUUCUGUAUUGGAGUCAGUUCUCUCAAACCCUCUGCCGCUGCUUUAUCAGCUAAGUUCAUGUAAUAUUCUAAAUCUUUGGUUGCUGUUUCAGCAGUGUUCACAGAAUCUUCACCAAGAAUUGAUCCCAUCUCAAAAAACCACUUUUUUUUCUCCUCCAUAAGAGGCCACUCCUCAUCCGCUAGUUUCAUUAUGAGAUUACAGCAAUUCAGUCUCAUCUUCAGGCCCCACUUCUAAUCUGGUUCUCUUGCUGUUUCCACCACAUUUGCAGUUACUUCCUCCACUAAAGUCUUGAACCCCUCAAAGUCAUCCUCGAGAGCUGAAAUCAGCUUCUUCUAAACUCCUGUUAAUGUUGAUAUUUUGACCUCCUCACAGGAAUCAUAAAUGUCCUUAAUGGCAUCUAGAAUGGUGACUCCUUUUCAGAGGGCUUUCAAUUUGCUUCGCUCUGAUCCGUCAGAGGAACCACUAUCUAUGGCAGCUAUAGCUUUACGAAAUGUACUUCUUCAAUUAUAAGACUCCGAAGUCAAAACUACUCCUUGAUCCAUGAGCUGCAGAAUGGAUGUUGUGUUAGAAGGCAUGAAAACAACAUUAAUCUCCUGUACAUUUCCAUCAAAGCUCUUGGGUGACCAAGGGCCUUACCAAUGAGCAAAAAUAUUUUGAAAGGAACCUUUUUAUCUGAGCAGCAGGUCUCAACAGUGGGCUUAAAAUAGCCGGUAAACUGUGUUGUAAACAGAUGUGCUGUCAUCCAGGCUUUGUUGUUCCUUUUAUAGAGCAUAGGCAGUGUAGAUUUAGCAUAAUUCUUAUGGGCCCUAGGAUUUUUGGAAUGGUAAAUGAGCAUUGGCUUCAACUUAAAGUCACCAGCUGCAUUGGCCCCUAACAAGAGAGUCGGCCUCUCCUUUGAAGCUUUGAAGCCAGGCAUUGACUUCUCUUCUCUAGCUAUGAAGUCCUAGGUGCCAUCGUCUUCCAGUGUAAGACUGUUUUGUCUACAUUGGAAAUCUGUUGUUACUGUGGCCCCUUCGUCAGGUAUCUCGGCUGGAUCCUCUGGAUAACUUGCUGCAGCCUCUACAUCAGCACCUGCUGCCUCACCUCGCACUUCUAUGUUACAGAAACGGCUUCUUUCCUUAAACGUCAUGAACCCAUCUCUGCUAGUUUCAAACUUUUCUUCCCAUCUUCCUCACCUCUCUCAGGCUUCGUAGCGUUUAAGAGACUUAGGACCUUGCUCUGUAUUCGACUUGGGCUUAUGGGAAUGUUGUGGCUGGUUUGAUCUUUUAUCCAGACCACUAAAAUUUUCUCCGUGCCAGCAAUAAGACAGUUUCACUUUCUUAUCAUCUGUGGUUCACUGGAGUAGCACUUUUAGUUUCCUUCAAAGAACUUUUCCUUUGCGUUCUGGCUAAUUGUUUGGCACAAGAGGCCUAGCUUUCAGCCUAUCUCAGCUUCCCAUGAGCUUAAUCAUUUCUAGCUUUUGAUUUAGAAAUGUGUGACUCUUCCUUUCACUUGAACACUUAGAGGCCAUUGUGGGGUUAUUAAUUGGCCUAAUUUCAAUAUUAUCGUGUCUCUGAGAAUAGGGAGACCUGAGGAGAAGGAAGGAGACAGGGAAUAGGCAGUGGAUGGAGUAGUCAGAACACACACAACAUUUAUCGAUUAAGUUCACUGUCAUACGGUCGCGUUUUGUGGUACCCCAAAACAAUUACAAUAGUAACAACAAAGAUCAUUGAUCACAGAUCACCGUAACAGAUAUAAUAAUAAAGAAAAAGUUUGAAAUAUUGUGAGAAUUGCCACAAUGUGACACAGAGACACAAAGUGAGCACACGCUGUUGGAAAAAAUAGCACCAACAGACUUGCUCAAUGCAGGGUGCCACAAACCUUCAAUUUGUAAAAACCACAGUAUCUGUGAAGUGCAAUAAAGUGCAAUAAAAAUGAGGUAUAGUUUAUAUACAAAUUCCUUGGUUGGAUCAGAUGAAUGAUGAUUGAUUAUGCCAGACUAUCUUCUCAGAGUUGGAAGAGGCCUUGGAAAUAGGCAGUCCAGUCUCCAAGGCCAUCCAGUAAUCUCUACAGGAACACUAACAGGGGCUCAGCCUGCCCCAGCUCAAAUACUUCUAGUAAUAGAAUUUCUAUUAUCUCACAAAAGAGCCCUUUUCUCUAGGAUUGAUCUGAUCAUUAGAAAGCCUUCCUCAUUAAAAUUGAAGACUUCCUCCCUGUAACAUCUGCCUCCUAGUCCUGCCCUCUAAGAUUGCCAUUUGAAUGUUUGAAAUAUAAACAUUUGAAUAUUUGUUAACUUAUCUUUUCUAGUAUCCUCUCCCCAGUUCCUUCUGCUAUUCAGCAAGCAUAACUUCUACACCUGACAGCAUCCUCUUCUGCCUGUUUUGCCUGAGAAAAGUGUAAUUGGAAAGGAAGGUAUCCACUACUUUUAUUUAAUAUAUUUAAUUAGAAAUGAUAAUGAAGAAAGCCCUUAGAAAUUUUCGAAGUAUGGGAAAAAUUAAAACUAUAAAGCAUUUUAUUGAAUAAUAUCUUUGUACAGUAGGAUAUGUACAUAUAUAUUUUUAUCGGGUUUUUGUAAUAGAUGUGGAUUAUAUUUGUUUGCUCAACUCCCCUUGCUGCCUUUCACCUUUAUCUGUAAAUAGAAGUCACCCUAAUUAAGGAGAGGAGCCCUGGUGGCACCGUGGUUAAGAGCUAUGGUUGCUAACCAAAAGGUCAGCAGUUCAAAUCCACCAGCCGCUCCUUGGAAACCCUAUGAGGCAGUUCUAUUCUGGUCCUAUAGGGUCACUGUGAGUUGGAAUCAACUCAAGGGCAAUCAAUUAGGGAGAAUCCCCCUUCUCCUUGCAUCUUUCCCAUGCUGUUUUUAACAGUACACUACCCCUUUCCCCCACCCCCAAUCUCUGGCAACCACUGAUCUUUUUACUGUCUCUAUAAUUUUGUUGGAGUCCCUGGAUGGCACAAUGGUUAAGCACUUGACUAGUAACUGGAAGGUUGGCAAUUUCAACCCACCCACCCAGCAGAACAAAGGCCUGUCCAUCUGCUUCUGAAAAGUCACAGCCUUGAAAACCCUAUGGAGUGCAGUUGUACUCUCAUGCACAUAGGGUCACCAUGAGCCAGGACUGACUCAUCUGCAACUGGUCUGGUUUGGUUUUUACCUCCCCUGGCUAUAGUGUCUGGCCCAGGGGUGGGUACAUGAGCCAAAUCACCCUCUUCCAUAGCUGGAAGAAAGAAGCCCUUUCCUCUUUGAUGAUGAAACUGUUCCCUGCCAUGCGGAGAAAGCAGAUCCUCAGUAAGAGAAUAAGGAACCAAAAGGAGAGAGAAACAGCUGUAGAGAGAGGCCUGACUGAGUUCAAACACUGGCUGCAGCCUUUCCCAGUCUGCUCACCUAAACUAACUUCAGCAAAUUACGCGGGCUGUUCGACGUACCUGGAAUGUUAUUCCUCUCACCUACCAUUAAUUCUUUUCCCGGCAAGUUCUUCUAAUUUUAUUAACUACUGUUCUGGAUUAAUUGGUGCUCUUAAGGUUCCUAUAGUCCUUGGUACAUGCCAUUCUCAAAGCUGUCAUACUGCGUUAUCUAUUUGUCUCCCCAUUUAGACUGUGAACUUCUUAAUGAGCAAGACCAUUUGUUAUUUAUUUUGUGUUCCCAGAACCUGGCACAUAGAAGGUGCUUGAUAAAGAUUUGUUAAAUUAUUUCUAUAGUUAUUUAUUUUAAUCCUACCCAGAAUAUACAAUAAAAAAAUUUGCUAUGUUGUUAAUGGACAAGAUUGUAUUGAAAUACCCAUGUAUAACCCAUAAGAUAUUAAUGCCAAUAUAUGAAUAAUUGUUCUAGUCUGUAAGAGAAAAAUAAGAGAGUAGAAAUGUUUUAUUUUUUUAAUAAAAACUUGAAAAUAAACAACCUGAGAAGUAUCAUCAUUUUUAAUAAUUGGG